CUUGAACAUCGUGACAUGUCCGAGUCAAUGUUUGCUGUAACUCGGCUAAAAGUAACUUUGUACCCGAAUCCGGAUGAAACAGAAAUCAACUACCCUGAAAUCCGGACGAAUCAGGGUGCAGUUCUCAUUUCACGUACCAGUUCAGUGUGAAACUAGUUAGUAUUGGCUCUUGGUCAAGAACGGGCUUACCUCUCCUCCGCCUUUCUUCUGGCCCGUCAUAGCGCCUCCUAGAUCCUUCGUUUUGGGCACAUCCGCAUGGGCUCGCACGCGGCGGACUCGCUGAGUCCGAUAGUAUCACCCUCGAUUCUCUCACAAUCCGACCUCCCUCGUUUUUUGGACAGGCCACUAACCCUCCCCGCUCCGCGUUCCCGCUGCUCGCCGAUUCAAUGCCCUGGCGGAACACGCGCGCAAGGGCGCGCGCGGACACUGGAUAGUACCAUUGCGCCCGCGCAAAGUCCCAGGCGCAGCAGAUUAUCCCCCACUUCCCCCCAAUCCGCGGUAGUAGGCCCUCCCGCGCGAUGGGUGGAAGCACUCAGCAGCAGGGGGAGUGAUCGCGCGCUUUUCCCAUCGAAUCUCUCUUCCGACAGCUCCUUCUCCGCGCUGCUUUCCCCCGAUGGCUCCGCCUCCGCGGUUCUUUCCCCCAGAAGCUCCGCGUGGCGCCCCGCCGCGCUCACCCCCGUGCGCAGCCCGCACGCGGCGGCAAUCCGCCAUAAAGCGACCGCGUCGAUAGAUAUGGAGGAGCUUUGGGCGGAGGUAAGUUUCGAGGAAAGCGCCGCGCAAGCUGCGGAUAGUAGCGCUGGCGCGGGCGGGGCUGGCGGAGAUGGCGCGGAAGGGCGCGGGCGGUGGAAGGGCGGGCACGCGCGUAACAUCUCGUUCUCUGACUUCCGGUCGUUUUUAAAAGACAAAACGCGCGACGGCGACACGAAACUCGGCGGCGCUGACGCCGCUAAACCCGGCGCUGACGCGGCUAAUUCCUCAAAGAAGCAGCAAGAUAGCGGCGCGGCGGCGGCAGCGGCGCCGCCGCCAGCAGCCCGACGUCGCGCGACGCUGUCGCGCAUUUUCUCCAGCCGCCGGGAUCCUCUCUCCGCAUCUCCCGCCGCGUUUGGCGGCGCGUCUAGCGGCGCCGCUCCGGCCCUCAUCCCCACUUCCCUCUCCUCCAUGUCUUUCCGAGGAAUACGGGACACGUCAGCCUGCGAUGACGUGUCGCCGCCCGGCAGCGUCGUGCGAUGCUCGUCUGUGGAGGCCAACCCUGCGCCGCGCUCUCCGCGUUUUGCGGCGAGCGACAGCAUCGCCGCCGUGCCGAAAUCACCGAGGGCGCGCAGCCGAAGCUUCAGGCGGGAUGGCGGAAACGUUCCCCGGAAAUGGAACUCCGGAAAUUCGGGGGCGGCGGGACCGGCCGGAAAGAGUUUGAGCGGGAAAGAGCCGGUGAUGGUCGUUCCGUUCACGCGACGCGCCAAGGUCGCGUCGCCGCAAGUGGCGGCGCGUCAAGUUGCGGAAGCGGGGGAGGAAGGGGAAGCGGACGCGGGGGGAAAAGGGGAAGAGGGGGGAGAGUCGGACGACGAGCGCGGAGAGCAGGGGGGAGUCGCGGCGUCCUCAGGUCCGCGCAUCGUCUUCCGCGUGCGGAGCCCGCGGCGGGACGAUGGGCGGACAGGAAUGGCGCGAGGAGCGGAGGAAGCGCGGGGGGAAGCGGAGGAAGGGGGGGCAGCGGUCGCGUCGUCUGUUCCGCUCGCUGGUUUCCGCCAAAGGAGCUCGUGGGGUUUCGCGGGGCGGAGUGGAAUGGCCCGGCAAGGGGGGGGUGCGGAAUGGAGUGGGGGGAAAGCGGAGAGCGCGGGGGGAGCGCUGCUCGGAACGGAGGUUGCGCGCCGAGGCCCCGCUGAAGGGAACGAAUUGGGGGGAGCUGAGAACGAUCGGGAGAACGUGUGCGACGGAAAUAUCCAAGGUCCGGGAAGUGACAGGCGCGGUGGAAGUGACGGGCGCGGUGGAAGUGACGGGCGCGGAGCGGAAAUAGUGGGCUCGUUUCGCGAAAUGGCGUACCCGUGGCGAGUAGAGAGCCUAAGUGACGGUAUGGGGUCUUUAGAAGCCGAGGCGGCUGCACUCGCUCUGCCUGUACUCGGAGAUUUAGAAGCAGAGGCUGCUGCGCUCGCGCUGCCGUGCUCUGCAUUCUCUCACGCUCUGCCUAUACCCGGAGAUUUAGAGGCAGGGGCUGCUGCGCUCGCGCCUUUAGAAGCAGAGGCGGCUGCGCUCGCGUUGCCGCGGGGACGUGAUCGCGCGGCAGGGAUUGUAGGGACGGGGAGAGGGGGGCAGGGGGAGGCGGAAGGAGGGGGAGGGGAGGGGGAGGUGGAGGGGGGGAGGGGGGAGUCGUGUUGGCGCAUGUAUAGUUUGAGCAGCGGUAUUGGGGAGGUAGAGACGAGCGGAGAGGGGGAGGGAGGAUCUGAGACGGCGUGGCACAGGGAGGCGGAGGGGAAGGGGGAGCGGGAGGGGGAGCGGGAGGGGGAGCGGGAGGGGGAGGGGAGAACCGAGAUGGCGUGGCACAGGUGCAGUUUGAGUAGCGGCAUUGGCGUGCUGGACACACGAGGGAAGGGAGAGGGGGAGGGUGAGGGGGAGGGGGAGGGGGAGGGGGAGGGGGAGGGGGAGGGGGAGGGGGAGGAUGAGGGGGAGGGAGAGGGGAGAGCUGAGAAGGUCUGGCGCAUGGCGAGUCUAAGCAGUGGCAUGGGCGCCUUAGGAACGAGCGGGGAGGGGCUUUCGCCGAGGGCGCAAAGAGCGGAGAUGGCGUGGCGCAUGUGCAGUCUUAGUCAUGGCAUUGGGACGCUUGCAGAAAACGAAUGGAGGAAGGAAGAGGAAGGAGAGGGAGGAGAGGAAGGAGGGGAGUCAGGAGAGGGGAAGGAGAAGGGGGGUCAUGGGGGAUCGGAAGGAGGGAGAGGGGAGGGGAGUGAGGGAGUGAGAAUCAGGUCUGGAAGGAGAGGAAGGGUUGCGAGCUGCCGUAUUGGCGGAUGGGGUGGGAGAGGAGGGUGGAGAAGAGGAGGAGGAGGAGGGGGGAGAGGAGGAGGAGGGGGAGGAGGGGGGGAGAAUUUGAAGGUUGGGGGAGUAGAGACGGGAGCGGUAGAGAGGACGGACGACAUGCCGAUUGUGAGGUACACUAACGAGAGUGAGAGUGAUCAAGGUGAAAGGAGGGGUAGCGGUGCAGGGGGAAGGGGGAUUUUAACCACCAAUGGGAGAGGAACAACAGAGCAGCAGCAGCAGCAGCAGCAGCAGCAGCACGGAAGGGAAGAGCAGACGCAUAUUGGAGCAGGCACAGCAGCAGGCACAGCAGCAGCAGGGCACGCAAGUGACUUGGCGCAGAGACUUCUCCAAGACCUUGCCACCUCUUCCCCUCCCCCCUUCCGCUCCGCUUCCCCCUCCGAUUCCCCCUCUCCCUCCGCCCACCCCUCCUCCCCCGCCUUCCAGUUCCCCCGUCCCCCAGGGCUCCUCUCCCCCUGCUCCUCCUGCGCGAAUCCGGGGGACAGGAGGACGGAGGGGGAGAGGGGAGCGGGAGGGGGAGGCGUGCAGAGGAGUGCGAGCAAGGCGCAAGUCGACCUUUGUGAGGCAGGGGAACAGGGUGCGCGUGUGUUCGAGAAUUCUCAAAAGCACCCUGCAAAAUCAAGGGAACAGGGUGGGCAUGUGCAUGGAGAUGGGGGGGAGGUGCAGUUUGAUUCAGAGCAGCCAGGUUUCGAGCAGGGUGAAGUGGAGGGUGAGGAGCAGGGUGAGGAGCAGGGUGAAGAGGAGGGUGAGGAGGAGGGUGAAGAGGAGGGUGAAGAGCAGGGUGAAGAGGAGGGUGAAGAGGAGGGUGAAGAGGAGGGUGAUGAUGGAAGGAACAGCGAAGGGCGAGAGGAGCACUGUGGGGCAAGGGAGCAAGGUGGGCGUCUGCAUGAGGAUGGGAAGGAAGAGCUGCUAGCAGCAGCAGCAGAAGCAGCGGGGAAGGCAACAGGAACAGCAGGAGAAGCAGCAGAAGCAGCAGAAGCAGGAGAAGCAGGAGAAGCAGCAGAAGCAGCUGCAGCAGCCACGGAAGGGGUAGCUUCAGUUGCAGCAAGAGCCAGAGCAAAAUCAAAAGCAGGAACGGGAACAGAAAAAGAAGGGACGUUACCAGCACCACCGUCAAUAGAAGGACGAGCAGAGGCGCUUGUCAAGGCCGAAGACCCUGCAUCGGUAGCCGACACACAAGCAGAUGCAAGAGGCACUCUAAAGCUAGAGCCAGCAGAUAGCACAGGGGCGAAAGACAGCACCAUAUGCCAGCACAGCACGGCCGAAGCAGAGGCGAGAGCAUUGAAAACUUUCCACCAUAUGCCCUCGGAUUCUGAAUCGCAGCAGCCUCACAUCACAGACCCGUCACUAAUGGGACAGCAGUCCGUUGACUCCAAGCCUUCUAAAAGGUCUGGUCGGCGGGUGCAGUUCAGUGAGGUGGUGAGGGUGAGGCGGGUGUUGGUUCCCUCCCACAGCACAGACUCUGCCGGACCUGCUGCCGAGCCUGCUGACGAGCCUGGUGGUGGAUUUGGCGCAGAACCUGGUUCUGAGCCUGCCGCUGUGCCUGCUGCUGAGCCUUGGAGUGCUGCUGCUGUUGCUGAUGCUUCUGCUGCUGUUGCAGUUUCGGCCGUUGGUGGUGGUGCUGCUGCUGUUGCUUCUGCUGCUGCUGUUGCUGCAGUUGAUGGUGGGGGGUUGUUCGUCAACAGCAGCACUGUCACGACUGCUGCUGACUCGACAAUCCCAGGAGCCAAUCCUGGCGGAGAGGGGGGCGAGAAAGAGGGGGAGGUGAAUGCAGAGAAGCAGGGCGCAAGGAGGCAAGACGAUAGCUGUGAGUCAGCAUCCGCGAGUCAAACGGUUGGAUCGAAAUCCAACGGUCUAGAUCUGCCAGCACUUGACAAGUCUCACCCUGCCAUUGAUGCGUCUGACCCUACACAUGCCGCCCCUGCCUUCGACCCCCCUUCCGCCUCUACCAAGCCUACAUCUGCCAAGGCAGAACCCACCCACCCUCUCCUCCUGUCCGUCGCAUCCCCUUCCCCCCUCCCAUCCUUCAUCCCAGCCACCUCCUCCCUUCCUGUCCCGUCCAUCUCACAGGAAUUGGACAAUCACCAAUCACCAAUCACCUCUCUCUCUCCCGCCCUCCCUUCUCCCUCCACCCUCCCAUCUCCCCCCUCCCCAAGCCCUCGCAAGCUCCUCUUCUCUCUCGCGCGCUCCUUCUCCCGCUCCCGCCUGAAAACCUUCAUGUCUCCCCUCCUCUUGAGUCCCUCUAAGCGUGGUAUGGAGGCUAGCGAGGGGCCACCAGAGGGAGUGUGGGAAGGAGAACAGGGAGCAGAGUGUAAACCUGCAGGCGAUUACAGCGAGGCAAAUGUAGGAGUUUUUGCUGGAUCGGCAAGAGACGCAGCCUUGGAAGCACCCCAGAAAGCAGCUUCCGGGAUAGGUUUGUUAACAGACCUAGGAGCAGGCUUGGGAGGGGGUUCGGCAACAGGUUCGGGCCAGUCCGGGAUUGUUCCUCGUUCGGUAUCUGCUGUGGAUGCGGGUCAUGUGGAUUCCAAGGCAAGACAGAAAUGGAUGCGGGUUCUGCGCCUCCCAAAACCAAGGGCCUUGGGAAGAGCGGCGUUGGGCUGAGCUGGGCUGUUUAAUUCAAACGGCACGGCGACACUGCAAUUCGGUGGAUUGUUGGUUGUGGCAGUAAGAUUUAGAAAUUGCCACCCGAAACCAAAAACUCGGAAGGAAACAAGAAACUGAAUGGAGGUGAGACGAGAUAACGCAAUAUUUAUUCAUUCAUUUUGCUGAGUGAAUGUACGUUGCUCAGAGCCGUCUAUCCUAGUAGCAUCCUGUCUCCGCUUUUAUAGCAGCUCGCUAUGUUCGCGCCGGCGGAACCUCAGAGCCCCAUUUUCUCACCCUCAAUAUUAUCACCAUCCGACUCGGAUGACCUCUCGCCAGUGUUGGGCCGGCCACUCACCCUCCCCCCUCCGCGCAUCCGGCGCUGCUCACCCCCGCAGGACUGCUCUGGCGCAACCCGCCGCCGUGCGCGGACCUUGGAUGCCGCCGCCAUCGCAAAGUUCCCCCCUUUUUUUUUGUGUGCUCGCGGGUUGUUGAGGCCACUUGUCAGGCAGCCAACCCCUCAGUUUCAAUCGGAAAAUUUCCACCCUGCAAUUUGACGGCGAUUCGCCUGCGCAAUUUCGCAGGUGCAUUACAGGCCGAUUUCGGAUAGUUUUCAACCCGUUAUAUCACAAAAUGCAUUAUUGGACUUCAAAUUCACUAUUUUAGUCCUAUGUGUAUAUACAAAUUUAUACAAAACUUGGUUGUGCUGUACUGUUAAA
Molecule: messenger RNA, 6317 nt
Organism: Closterium sp. NIES-67
Lineage: Eukaryota; Viridiplantae; Streptophyta; Zygnematophyceae; Desmidiales; Closteriaceae
Source: the annotation of a GenBank genome assembly